Molecule: messenger RNA, 1092 nt
Organism: Lolium rigidum
Lineage: Eukaryota; Viridiplantae; Streptophyta; Magnoliopsida; Poales; Poaceae
Product: caffeoyl-CoA O-methyltransferase 1-like
Exons: 4
Coding region: 87-884 (265 amino acids)
Molecular function (GO): O-methyltransferase activity; S-adenosylmethionine-dependent methyltransferase activity
Source: RefSeq, a predicted model, not a curated record
GCAACGUCAAUCAGUCGACUCAGCAAGACAGCCCAAUCACCCCGCCCAGAUCUCGCGCGUUUCCUUCCGCCAGCUAAACACCGGCAAUGGCGACCACGGCGGCUGAUGCCACGGCCACGGUGCCCAAGGAGCAGACCACCACCAACGGCGCCGCCAGCGGUGCCGAGCAGGUCACCCGCCACUCCGAGGUCGGCCACAAGAGCCUGCUCCAGAGCGACGCGCUCUACCAGUACAUCCUGGAGACCACCGUGUACCCGCGCGAGCACGAGUGCAUGAAGCAGCUCCGCGAGGACACCGCCAACCACCCAUGGAACCUGAUGACCACGUCGGCGGACGAGGGCCAGUUCCUCAACCUGCUCAUCAAGCUCAUCGGCGCCAAGAAGACCAUGGAGAUCGGCGUCUACACCGGCUACUCCCUCCUCGCCACCGCGCUCGCCAUCCCAGAGGACGGCACGAUCUUGGCCAUGGACAUCAACCGCGAGAACUACGAGACCAUCGGCAAGCCGUGCAUCGAGAAGGCCGGCGUCGCCCACAAGAUCGACUUCCGCGAGGGCCCCGCGCUCCCGGUCCUGGACGCGCUGCUCGACGACGAGGCCAACCACGGCUCCUUCGACUUCGUCUUCGUCGACGCCGACAAGGACAACUACCUCAACUACCACCAGCGCCUCAUGAAGCUCGUCAGGGUCGGCGGACUCAUCGGCUACGACAACACGCUCUGGAACGGAUCCGUCGUGCUCCCCGACGACGCGCCCAUGCGCAAGUACAUCCGCUACUACCGCGACUUCGUCCUCGUGCUCAACAAGGAGCUCGCAGCAGACGACCGCGUCGAGAUCUGCCAGCUCCCCGUCGGCGACGGCAUCACCCUCUGCCGCCGCGCAAAGUGAUUGUCCCAUUGAUGACUCUCGCGCGCCGCCCCCUCUGCUCCGCUCCAUGGAUGCGGACAAGAAUUAAUUAAUUAUUACCCAUUUUGCCGUUCUUGCUUUCUUCUGUAUCUUCUCGGAAACAAAUUGUCCUUUUAUGUACGUAUACAAAUUUAUAUCCAGACAAAUAAUAUAUCUUCCUAUAAAACGAUGACCCGAUAUUUUAUUGUUA